AUGGCAGAUACCAAAAAUACUCUAUAUAUUGGACGAAUCCCAAAGGAUAUGAGCGAACGUGAAGUAAAGAUGUCAUUGGAAGAUGUUUCAGGUUGCACAGUAAAAUCAUUUGAAUUUGAUGGUACCAAUAGUACAGCAGGUUGGGCAUUCUUUAAAGAUCAUGAAACCACUAUUAAAGCAAUUAAAUUGAUUCAAAAAUCAGUCUAUACAGCUUCACUAACUAAAAAAUCAUCUUCAACUGCUGCUUCAGUACUACCAACAACUUAUACAGAUAAUCAAUCAACCAAAGUAUUAUUUGCAAGAGGAAUUAAAUCACAAGAUGAAGGCCAAGUUUUACAGGAUCAAUUGGGAACAACAUAUGUUGAAAAGGUGGUGGUACCAUUGGACAUGCAAAAGAGAGUGCCUCUAGGACACGCAUUUAUCUAUUGUCACACUGUCGAAGAUGCAAAGACAUUGAUGGAGAGAAACGAGGGAGGUGUCGAGUUUUUAGGACGAUCCAUCUCGUUGGCAUGGGGUCUACCAAAACAAAAACAUAGAGGAUUUGUAGACCCAUAUGCCACCGGUGCCUAUGACUAUAGUUAUAUGUUGUAUCCCGACUAUCUCAGCCAGAUGUAUCCACCACCACCUCCACCACCUCAUUAUGCAGGUAGCACUGGUGGUCGUGCCGGAAGAUACGACAGUCACUACUCUGGCAGCUCUGGCAAACAUAGUGGUGGCGGUGGCGGUCGUCACCACGACCAUCAUCAUCAUCACCCUGCACCACACUACCCCUACCCCAUGGUACAUCCAUCUGUCAAGGGAGGAUACGAGGCUCCCUAUCCACCACCAGCCGCCUUUUAUCCACCAGUCGAAAGAAGUUCAAGAGGUGGUCGUGGUGCUCCAAGUGGUGGUUAUUCAAGAUAUACUCCAUAUUAA
Molecule: messenger RNA, 915 nt
Organism: Cavenderia fasciculata
Lineage: Eukaryota; Evosea; Eumycetozoa; Acytosteliales; Cavenderiaceae
Product: RNA-binding region RNP-1 domain-containing protein
Exons: 2
Coding region: 1-915 (304 amino acids)
Molecular function (GO): nucleic acid binding
Source: RefSeq, a predicted model, not a curated record